This is a messenger RNA of Asterias rubens (European starfish), 1002 nucleotides long. RefSeq lists its product as uncharacterized. The record is from RefSeq and is a predicted model, not a curated record. The transcript is spliced from 2 exons. Gene Ontology annotation, molecular function: zinc ion binding; nucleic acid binding. Lineage: Eukaryota; Metazoa; Echinodermata; Asteroidea; Forcipulatida; Asteriidae. Bases 1 to 834 code for a protein of 277 amino acids.
AUGGCUAAUGCAGAGGAGCACGGUUCUGCUUUAAGCACUGAGCUUUUGUUUGAAAAGUUUCAGAGUUAUUUCGACAAAAAAUUCGACAAGUUGGCUAACUCCACUAUCACAGAUGAAACAGCGGUGAAGGAACUCAAAAUAAAAUUGGAAGCGAAGGAGUUGACCAAGCCCGGUAAUUCUGCCCAAUUGCUGUUUUGUGGACAGCUAGAGAUUAUUCUAGAUAAAAUAAAAGUCGCCUUUUUGCAGAAGGGUGAUACAGACAAGGUCGUCGAAGCUAUUCACGAGGCUGAGGACCUUUUAGCGGAUAGAAAGCAAAAGAUCAAGAUCGCUGAUAGCAGUAGAGCAGGUUGGAUCACCAUUCAACAGUUAGAGAAGGGCGGCAAGAGAGACCAGUCUUCCGAAGAUCAGAAGAAGGUGCAGAUAGCUGAGGACGCUGCUCUCAAAGAAUUGGAAGGAAGAAAGAAACAAAAGACUUCGGAUAGACGACAGCAAGAUGGGGUGGUUUUCAAGAAUUUUGGUGACCGUAGUCUUUUUCGAGGCAUGCCAAAUGAUGUGUGUUUCAGCUGCAGAAUGCCUGGCCACUGGGCCCGGGAGUGUCCCUACGCAACAGGCCCCCCACUGUCACACCGAGUCCGAUCCCGAGCUCAGACGGCUCUUCCCCUUGGAUACAACACUUUCCACUCCAGAGGUGUGUCGGUUCCAUGGCAAGCUCCCGCCUUUCAUCGAACAGGGUACAACUUCCUACCAGCAAUUGCGGGAACCACGCCCACAGGCUCAUUCAAGCCCGCAGAGUCAAUUGCAGCGCCAUCAACGUCAGGCUCAAGCGUCUCUUAAGGUGGCAAGCCUGUCACAUAAGUUUGCUGACGUGUUGGAGGUACGAUGUGAUUAUCAGGAUAGCAGUAUUAAGAAUUUAAUUUCUGAUAAAGUCAAUGUGAAAGGCAGGUUACGAGCUCACUCACAAUUUUGGUUUCAUAUAGGGGCAUCAUCCAUGGUUUUGUCUGU